AUGUCUUUCGACCGUUUGGACUCUCUGGAAGCGCAGCCUACUGAUAUGCGCCGGUCCGAAGACCCGCAUUAUCGUGACGACCCCGGCUUCGAUCAUUUGGCCGAGUCCUUAUCCGAUCAACUAUUUACAUUGACCUCGAACAUAUCUCGUCUGUCUAAUCAGAUUGCGCUUCUUGGAACGAAGAGAGAUACAGAGCGGGUGCGCGAGCGUGUUCACAAUCUCCUGGAGGAGACGCGAGCAGGUUUCAAGGACGUAGGCGACGGACUGAAGAAAAUCCAGCAAUGGGAGGACGUCAACCCAUCUCAAAAAUGGACCCAGCAGAAGCUGUCAUCCGAGUUCAAAGCCAGCCUCGAUGAGUUCCAGACCGUACAACGUCGAGCUAUGGAGAAGCAACGUGCUUCGGCCGUCGCAGCACGUUCUGCUAUUGAAGACGGGGAGCACACAACAGAUGAGGCGGGUGUACAACUUCAGCAGCAACAACUCGAGCAGUCUCGAAUGGCUAACCAGAGUGAAGUCGAUUUCCAAGAAUCUCUCAUCAUUGAACGGGAGAACGAAAUCCGCAAUAUCGAGCAAUCUGUUGGUGAACUCAAUGAGCUGUUCCGGGAUGUUGCUCACAUUGUGCAUGAGCAAGGUGGUCAACUCGAUAUCAUUAGCGAGAACGUCCAAAACGUUUCUCGAGACACAGCGGGUGCCAAUACCGAGCUGCGCAGUGCCAGUCGCUAUCAGAAGAAUGCGCGCAACAAGGCCUGCUGCUUGCUGAUCAUCCUUGCAGUUAUCUUGACAAUUAUCGUCCUCGCUGUCGUCCUUGGAUAA
Molecule: messenger RNA, 813 nt
Organism: Penicillium diatomitis
Lineage: Eukaryota; Fungi; Ascomycota; Eurotiomycetes; Eurotiales; Aspergillaceae
Product: SNAP receptor PEP12
Exons: 2
Coding region: 1-813 (270 amino acids)
Biological process (GO): vesicle fusion; intracellular protein transport; Golgi to vacuole transport
Cellular component (GO): membrane; SNARE complex; endomembrane system
Molecular function (GO): SNAP receptor activity; SNARE binding
Source: RefSeq, a predicted model, not a curated record